Penicillium brevicompactum is the source of this 1425-nucleotide messenger RNA. RefSeq lists its product as uncharacterized. The record is from RefSeq and is a predicted model, not a curated record. Bases 1 to 1425 code for a protein of 474 amino acids. The transcript has 7 exons. NCBI's taxonomy places the organism in Eukaryota, Fungi, Ascomycota, Eurotiomycetes, Eurotiales, Aspergillaceae.
AUGGAAACAAUUGACGUCGACGUUCUAGUAUGCGGAGGAGGCAUGUCAGGCAUGGCGUGUGCCGCCUUUGCCGCGGGUUCCGAUGCAAAAGUCCUUGUUGUCGAAAAGCAACCCGAGAUUGGAGGCUCCUCCAAUUAUUCUGCUGGCAUGUUUUGGGCUCCACAAACAUAUCAAAAGCUGAGAGAUUGGGUUCCAGAGGGAGAUCCAGAACUGCAAAAGGCAUGGCUCAAGGAUUACCUGCCGGCCGUUCAGUGGAUGCGUGAAAACGGAGUUCCAACUGCAGACCGAUUCGACGGUAUCAUGACUAUUGGGAUUGGAUUCCCUGUGAAAAUUCCACAUCUUCAUAGCCUUCACCGAGAGCGUAUUCAGUCAAGCAAAACACGUUCGGAGAUUUUCACAAACACCUCGGUGGUCAAGUUGAACCAGCAGCAGCCCGAGGUUUCGGGUUCGCGCGUCACUGGCGCUGUCAUCCGUCGCAAAUUUCCCGACUCCUCGGCUGUGUGCUAUAAUGUUAACGCUAAAUUGGUAGUGUUGGCUACGGGUGGCUUCCAGGGUUCUUCAGAGCUAACAGCCAAGUACCUCGGACAAGGCGGCGACAAUAUCUUCGUCCGCUCGAAUCCUGGUUCAGUGGGUGAUGGGCUGAAAUUGGCCAUUGAAGCAGGCGCGGGAACCAGCAGGGGCAUGAGCACUUACUAUGGCCAUCUCUUGGCGGCGCCACUGCGAGUUGAAGAUGUCAAUCCAAAGGACUACCUUCCACUAGCUCAAUAUCAAAGUAAGCACUGCUUGCUGCUCAACGAAGGGGGCAAACGAUUUGCGGAUGAAAGUAUGGGUGAUGAGAUCGUCAACCAAUAUCUCGCCAAACAGGAGAAGCGUCGUGGGUUUAUAUUGUUCAAUGAGAAAACGCGUGUGCAACACUGCAUCACUGCGCUAUUUCCCAAUGCAGGUGACAUCGAUCGUCUUCAAAAAGCGCGCGAGCACGGUUGUAACGUUGGAAGUUCUCCGACGCUGACUGGUCUGGGUGAUAUUCUUCAUGAAUGGGGCGUAGACCGCACGCGAGCGAGACGCACCAUUGAAGAUUAUGAUCAAGUCGUGAGGCUAGGAAACAAAAGCAUCACCCUCGAUGCACCUAUCGGUCGUGGUGGCCCCCCCACCUUUACCUCUGGUCGAUGGAGAGGGGCCCUUCUAUGUCAUGGAGGUCCAACCAUCGAUCACUUUCACUUACGGCGCAUUCCGGGGUUGCUUGUCGCGGGUGUCGAUGCAGGGGGGUUCAGCAAUGUUGGAUACGCCGGUGGUCUUGCUCUCGCUUUUGUGACUGGUCUGUGGGCUGCACGAGAAGUCACGCGUCAAUUGGGAUUACCUGAGCCUCGCCUACCUGCUGCCGAUGCUCGAGAUGGAGGAGAAAUGCCUUCUCGAGGUCGCCUUUGA